AUUUACAGCUGCUCGAGGGAUUUGACUAUUGCACAGUGGUCCUUGGACGUCGAGGCAGAACUAGACAGUCCCGUUAGUGUAUUUCGAGGGCAUGAGCUAAACGUGACUGCUGUUGCCGUAAGCGACGACGGCAGAAUAGUCAGCUCAGGGUCUCGUGAUUGUAGCGUUCGAAUGUGGGACGCCACCACUGGCGCUGAGCGGGGUUCUGUGCGUAUACCACGAAAUGUAGUCACGUGCACGUGUUGGCUCCCUGGUACUCCAGUCUUCGCACAGGGGAGUGAAGACCUCAAACUGCGCUUGUGGGAUACACGGAAUCUACGCAAAGAGGCCGUGCAAGUCUUUGGUACGUAUACAUUCUUUCCUCUAGCAACUAAUGUGUCUGGUGAUGGACACUUAAUUGCCACGACGUCAAAAGGUUUCAACCGGCAAGGCUGCGAGGUUCGGGUGUGGGACAGAAGGAAACCAGGGGCCGCGCUUUGUCAAAUGCACGGGCAUCAACAAGAUGCCACUGGAAUUAUUUUCCUGGACGAACAAAACAAGGUUGUGUCAGCUUCAAAGGAUUCAAGUAUUAAGGUCUGGGAUCUGAACACCUUCAAGUUGGACCGGACUAUACAUGUAGAUGGCUGUGGAAUGUACACCAGCCUCAGU
Molecule: messenger RNA, 648 nt
Organism: Aureococcus anophagefferens
Lineage: Eukaryota; Pelagophyceae; Pelagomonadales; Pelagomonadaceae
Exons: 1
Molecular function (GO): protein binding
Source: RefSeq, a predicted model, not a curated record